Molecule: messenger RNA, 3723 nt
Organism: Brassica rapa (field mustard)
Lineage: Eukaryota; Viridiplantae; Streptophyta; Magnoliopsida; Brassicales; Brassicaceae
Molecular function (GO): nucleic acid binding; RNA-DNA hybrid ribonuclease activity
Source: RefSeq, a predicted model, not a curated record
AUGGUGCCCCCGAGGUUUCUAAGCGCCAGGCAGUUUGGGAUGAUCUCUCAAACAUCUCAACCUCACGAUCUGGGGCCUGGUAUCUCACAGGAGAUUUUAAUGAGAUUAUCAACAACUCUGAGAAGUCAGGAGGAAAGGAUAGAGCUGAAAGUACAUUUUGCGCCUUUAGGAACUUCCUCUCAAGUUGUGACCUCUUUGAUCUUCAACACACUGGAAACUUCUUGUCGUGGAGAGGGGUUAGAGGAUCACAAGAGACCGGGACCUUUGGUGGUACACUGCAGAUUAGACAGAGCAGUGAGUAAUAGUGAUUGGUCUGAUAUGUUUCCUACAGCUAGAAGUCAUUACCUGCUCUUCGAGGGCUCAGAUCACCGACCUCUGUUAUCCGUGUUUGAUCCUACAAAGCUGAAAUCGCAAAGACUGUUCAGAUAUGAUAGAAGGCUGCGACACAACUCGGAGGUCACAAUUCUAGUAGAGAAAACCUGGAAUAGAUACAAGAACUUGAAUGUCAUGGAGAGACUCUCAAAUUGUAGAAAGGCUAUCUCUAAAUGGAGUAAGGACCAAUUCCUCAACAGCAAAAAAGCUAUUGAUAACCUGAAAAUGAGUCUGGAUUCAGAGCUAUCCAAACCGUUAGCAGAUGAUCCUCUGAUUUCCUCGCUGAAUCUAGCAUUGCUACAGGCCUAUAAGGCCGAAGAGGAGUACUGGAGGCAGCGCAGCAGGCAGAUGUGGCUCUCCUUAGGGGACCGUAAUACUGGUUAUUUCCACGCAGCUGCUCGCGGAAGGAGAGCCCGAAACAGAUUUUCCAUGAUAGAAACUGCAGAGGGAACCGCAGUGUUCGAAGAGAAACAAAUUGCUGAAGUUAUAGCUACUUAUUUCACGGAGAUAUUCUCAUCUUCUUCAAGCGAUUGCACUGACACUGUGCAUAGUGCCCUGAAGAGCAAGAUAACAGCGGAGCAGAAUGAAAUGUUGAUAGUGCCACCCACAGAUUUUGAGAUUCGAGCUGCUCUUUUCUCCAUCCAUCCUGACAAGGCUCCAGGGCCAGAUGGUUUCUCUGCGAGUUUCUUCCAGACCAACUGGGAUGUCACGGGACCUGCUAUGAUAAAGGAGAUACAAGAAUUUUUCAGAACGGGAUCAAUGCCUCACUCUAUCAACGCUACACAUAUCAGGUUGAUCCCAAAGAUUACUAGUCCUAAAGUAGUUUCGGACUACAGACCCAUUGCUUUGUGUAAUGUUUACUAUAAGGUAAUUUCAAAACUCCUAUCACUGAGGCUAAAACCGGUCCUACACUGUGCUAUUUCUGAGAACCAGUCAGCUUUCAUACCUGGCCGAGCCAUCUCUGAUAACGUGCUUAUCACGCACGAGUUCCUUCACUAUCUUAAGACGACCAAGUCCAAAAAACGUUCCUCCAUGGCUAUAAAGUCUGACAUGAGCAAGGCAUAUGAUAGAUUAGAAUGGAGUUUCAUCGAAUGUGUUCUAUCUACAUUGGGUUUUCACGAGGAUUUUACUACCUGGAUAAUGAAGUGUGUCUCCUCUGUCUCUUACUCCUUCCUGAUUAAUGAUGCUGUCCUAGGCAGAGUGAUACCACAGCGUGGAAUUAGACAGGGGGACCCCCUCUCCCCCUAUCUCUUUAUCCUGUGUAGUGAAGUUUUAUCAGGCCUCUGUUCUAAAGCACAACAAGAUGGAACUCUCCCUGGAAUCAAAAUUGCAAAAAACAGUCCCAGUGUAAAUCACUUACUGUUCGCUGAUGAUACCAUGUUUUUCAUCCCCACUGAUAGACGUAGCUGCGCGAAACUGAAACAUAUUCUAACCCUGUAUGAAUCUGCUUCGGGACAGAGGAUCAAUACCGACAAGUCCUCCAUCUCCUUUGCUAAAAAGACCACAUCCUUAGUGAGAAAUGAAGUCAAAGACAUACUAGGAAUCACAAAGGAGGGAGGUGUGGGAAAGUACCUUGGCCUCCCAGAACACUUCGGGAGGAAAAAGAGAGACCUCUUUGCAUCUAUUAUUGAUAGGAUUGUGGUGAAGGCAGUAAGCUGGUCUACUAGAUUCCUUUCCUCUGCUGGUAAAAUGGUCAUGCUUAAGGCUGUACUCACUGCUGUUCCUAGCUUUGCAAUGACUUGCUUUCUGUUACCGGUUGGCUUGUGUAAGAUGAUACAAUCGGCUCUAACACGUUUCUGGUGGGACUCAAACACCGGAAAAAAGAAGAUGUGUUGGUUAUCAUGGGAUAAGCUUACAAAACCAAAAAGUUUGGGGGGUUUGGGGUUUAAGGAUAUUCAAACCUUUAAUAUUGCUCUGCUGGCAAAGCUUCCAUGGCGCAUGCUCACUAAUCCAAACUGUCUCCUAUCUAGAGUCCUGCUCGGGAAAUACUGCCACAAAGCUCCACUGCUCAAAGUACAAUUGGUGAAAGGCGCUUCCCAUGGAUGGACUGGUAUCCUCGCUGGUAGAGACUUACUAGCCUCCCACAUUGGAAGAGCAGUGGGAGAAGGGACAGAGAUCAAGGUAUGGACGGAUGCUUGGAUAUCAACUACGUCUCGCAUUAUACCGUACGGGCCACUCAAGGAAGGUACAAAUGAUCUCUAUGUCUCUGAUCUUAUUAAUCGAGGUACCUGUGAAUGGAAUAUAGAGAUGAUCAGUAGGAUAAUGCCUGAAUUUGUGGAGGAAAUAUUGACUAUCAAACCGAGCAAAACAGAAGCAAGAGAUUCCUACAUUUGGUACCCAGCGAAGUCAGGCAUAUACUCCGCAAAGUCAGGGUAUGCUGCGGCCAUUGCUGAUAAAGAGCUCUUGGAUAGUAGCGCUCCGCUUGACUCCUUUGAUUGGCAUCGAUCGGUGUGGUCUAUUUCCUCUACGCCAAAGCUACAGAUCUUCAUUUGGAAAGCUAUUCAAGGAGCUCUUCCAACGGGUGGGAAUCUACAGAAGAGGGGGAUGUUACAGAAUACUAACUGCAUUCACUGCGGUCAGACUGAGACUACUGAACACCUAUUACUACAUUGCCCCUACGCAGCCCAGGUAUGGAGCCUAAUUCCCCUGGCUGGGAGUUUUGAUCCGGGGCUCUGCUUAACAGUUAGUGAAGCUGCUCAGACAUCAAGGACAUGGACCUGCUUUCCGCCGAGUGGGAUAAGCAGCGACAUCUUCUCUUGGGUGUGUUGGAAUCUGUGGACCGCUCGGAACAAGCUUCUGUUUGAGUCAAGACCAACCUCUGCACAAGCCACGGCCACUAAAUCCCUUGUGAAUGCUCGUGAAUGGCUACAGGCUCAGGACCCCGCCAAAUCUCCACAGAAGAAUACUCAGAUCCAAGCAAGACCGCCAUCGAUCCCUGUCGGGACAGUAACUUGUAACACCGACACCGCUUGGAAAAAGGAAUCUCUCACCGCCGGUCUGGCCUGGAUCUUCGACUCAGCUUCAAUACUCACCCGAUCAGAUGGAUGUCAAUACCAAACUUGGGUCUCAUCAGCGCUUAUGGCUGAAGGGUUGGCUAUUCGGGAGGCUCUCUCUCACGCUCAACACCUCGGCAUCACCAAAAUCUGGAUCUGUUCAGACUCUCUUUCGCUCAUCAGAGCCAUAAACUCGGUUACCAAGCCGGUGAAUCUCUACGGAAUUCUCUCGGACAUCGAGUCUCUAUCAUCGUCUUUCGUUUUUUGUUGCUUCUCCUUUGUUUCUCGUGACCUUAAUGGGCAGGCAGACAAUUUGGCUAAAGCCUGCCUCUACAAUGUGUUCUCCUCCUGGGCCUGA